CAUCUAAUUCUUUCAAAAGUUUGCCAAAUAGUGAAAUACACCCUAUUUAUUAAAGAUAUAUUUUGACACCGAAAAUAUAAUUUGGCAUGAAGAAAGAUUGAAAAAUGAAAUAUAAGAUUAUGGAGAGUUAAAAGGGAUGUAAAAUGGAACAGUAUGAUAAAGGAGAAGUCAGGGUGGUGGAAGCACCUCCUAUCUUUGUUCUGAAUGAAACUGGUAUUGAAAUGAAAGUUAAUGCAGGAAGUAAAAUACGUAAUCUCAUGGGAUUCGCUAUGAAAAAAAUGAAGGAACCAACAAUAAAACAGAUGACUUGGAAUGGAUCUGGGAAUGCUAUGAACAAAGCUAUAUCUUGUGCAGAAAUUAUGAAAAGAAAAACAAAGGGGCUACAUCAGAUUUCAAAGGUUUACUACAGAAGGAUUGAAGAAUACUGGGAACCUAAAAUAGAAGGACUUGAAAGAUUAAAAGUAAAUAGAGAUAUACCAGCUAUUAGCAUACUGUUAUCUAAAGAACCAUUGGAUUCCACCGAACUUGGGUAUCAAGCACCUGGUUCCUACAAUGCAUUUUGGAAAUCUGACGAACAGAAUACUGACAAACCAGCUAAAAAAUAUUCAUAUGGGAGAAGUGGUCCAGGGGGAGAUAACUUCAAGAAAAGAGAAAAGAAAAGGAAGAAUGACUUUCAAAAAUCUCAGGGAGAAAAACAAGACAAUCCAAAGAUGAAAAAGGACAGUCAAAAUUUAAAAGUAAACCAACAGUCAAGUUGAUAAUAGAAUACAUUUUAGGUUUACAUAUUUGUCCAGAAGAUAUUUAUAAGUUUCAAUUUGCCAUGUGGAACUUACUAACUCAAAAUCUGAGACACAUCACUUACAUAGAAAAACAUCACUGAUGUUUGAGAUUUAAUAACAAUGAAUAAUGGUUCUUAAUUUUCCAGUGAAUGUACAGCCUAUCAGAGUUGUACAAGUUGUUAUCUUCAAUUCAUAUUAAUACCAUAGACUGGUGUUUCUAAAGGUGCUUUAAUAUAGUAAUACAUUUUGUUAUGGAGACAGCAAUUAUUUAAUGACAUUAGAAAAAUGUUACUGGUUAUAAAUUUGAAUAUGAAGUAGAAUUGAAUUGAAAAGUUUGUUAUAAAAUAAAAUACGAUCAGAUAACAUGA
This is a messenger RNA of Mytilus trossulus (common blue mussel), 1147 nucleotides long. RefSeq names its product ribonuclease P protein subunit p25-like protein. The transcript has 7 exons. The record is from RefSeq and is a predicted model, not a curated record. The coding region runs from base 144 to 758 and encodes 204 amino acids. Lineage: Eukaryota; Metazoa; Mollusca; Bivalvia; Mytilida; Mytilidae. Gene Ontology annotation, cellular component: ribonuclease MRP complex. Gene Ontology annotation, molecular function: RNA binding. Gene Ontology annotation, biological process: tRNA 5'-leader removal.